Hydractinia symbiolongicarpus is the source of this 4597-nucleotide messenger RNA. RefSeq names its product reversion-inducing cysteine-rich protein with Kazal motifs-like. Bases 1416 to 4277 code for a protein of 953 amino acids. Gene Ontology annotation, biological process: extracellular matrix organization. The record is from RefSeq and is a predicted model, not a curated record. Lineage: Eukaryota; Metazoa; Cnidaria; Hydrozoa; Anthoathecata; Hydractiniidae. Gene Ontology annotation, cellular component: plasma membrane. Gene Ontology annotation, molecular function: protein binding; metalloendopeptidase inhibitor activity. The transcript has 30 exons.
AGGGCCGAUUUAGUUGUUGAUUAUUGUGUAGAUUUAAUUACUACGUCACCCGGUAAUAACGACAGGAAUAAUUUCGUGCGAGUACUUCUAAAUGAAAACAGCUGACGUCAUCAAAACAGUUUCUUCACAGAAGAUUAUCUUUAAGCUUUUUGUCCCUCUUAAAGGCUGAAUAAACACAGUUUAAGAACGUGUAUAUAAGGUGAAGUGCUCUCAAAAUUGUAAACAUACUUUUCCGUGUGUUACAUCAGCGUGUUUCACAACAAGACUUCGUAUAAAAUUCAACACUGCGCGAAUAUAUGUUUAUACACAACAGAUAAGCGGCUUUUGUGGGCGUUGCUAAGAUCAGAAUCAAGCGAUCAUCCCAAUCGUAAUCAUUUGAGGGAAUGUUCAACUGUCUCAUGAAGGAGCCAAGAUGAUUGUUUUUGAUUUUAUGAUAUCAAAACUUACUAAAAAUUACAGGUUGGGGAUUUGGAGACCAGGUUGUGGCUUCAAGCAAAAGGAUUUCAAUAAAACCAGCUCUAUUGUCCUGAGACGUUAUCAAACUCCGCGGAGGAGAAUUGUGUUAAUCUUAAAUGAGGCAGACUUUCCUUUAACUCCUCCGUACUGGUCUUAUCUACUUUCGGGACGAAUUUUUAAAGAUUUAUUUUUAAAACCGGAAAAACUGCUGGUAAAAAUAUGCAUAACGUAUGUAAAAAACAAACAGCCUCAUGUUGCUGGGAGUACAAUUUUCUCGCGGUAAACUCGUUGCAUUUUGAAAGAUUGGAAAGGAGGAGUCAGCCCCUUUAUGAAUUUGUUAGUAUUUUGUUUUUCCUUAUGGGAGUAAACGUUAUUGAUUAAGACGUAUUUUAAAAUGUAAAUUUGUAAACUCAAAAAAUCUCGAAAUAGCACGUGGUACCUGUCGAGAACACAAAACAUACAAAACAUCAAUCAAACUAUUGAAAGUAAACAAAGAAUUUCUAUAGCUAUCCUUCAAGAAGAUAAUGAACUUCAAAAGGGGCUAGCAAAUUACGUAAAUACAUUUCACAUGUUAUUAUCCCUGUGCAUGAGAAGUCUAUAAAAUCAUUUAUGAAGCGAUUCAAAGUGGGUAAAAAUUUAAUAACAAGACUGGGAUAUUUAUAACAAAUUUUAUGCAACCGCCCCCCUAAACUUGUGAAGAUCGAUUUGAUUGACAGAAAUAAUCAAUUUCAUGUCAUAGUUAUAAUUGGUGCGCUGUUACGAGUCGUCGCUCAAAAAUGAUUUAUAUCACAGCUUGAGUACUUGAGUUAAAUUGUGGCGAGCAAAAAACAACAAUAAAUAUAAACAACGCAUCGCGAGCAUACAGCUAAGCAUUGUUGAGGUAUCGAUGUUAAGAAAAUCUUGUUUUUAUAAAAACACAUUUUUGUUAGCUAACAGAAGAAAAAAAGUUUCCGAAUACAAUGUGGAAAUUAAUAGUAUUGCUGGUUUUAAAUAUAUCCUCAUUAACACACGGUCUCCAACCAACGUCAAUAUGCUGCUUACAGGCAAGAUCUUCCGAAUGUUCGAAAAACUGCAGAAAGUUAUUGCGUCGAGCGAGAAUAUUACCGACACAUAAAUAUCGUUUAAAAUACCGAUACGUCAGUCGGCGACUAACUGACGUCGUCAGAACAUGUCCACGUUCUGAGGUACAAUUCUGGCGUUGUUUGGAAAACUCCGAUAUGUGGAAAGAUUUCAGAGUGAUUUCCAAGAAGAAACAAAGAAGCCAUGCUGUCUGUUGCAAGGAAGCGUAUCAUGUUUCUUGUGAAGUUCAAUGUCUCACAACAAAAAAUGUUACACAGUUGCAGAACGAAAACUGUGAUGCUGUGAGAGAGCCAAAAUUUGCACAAUGUGUUUUCAAGGUUCAAGCGUCAAAAAGUUGCUGUCAUGACACAAGUAACAUGGAAUGUAAAAAAGCUUGUAUGCAUUAUUUUAAAAACACUGGCUCAGAUCCAGUGUUAAAAAGAAAAUCUGAAGUUAAACGAACAUGUGGAGAGAAGUCAAAACAAUUUCAGUGCAUCGUCAAUCAGUCUGAUUAUGGAUCUGUUAUCCGAGAUCUUACUCAAUGUUGUAGCAAAGGAAAAAGUAGAAAUUGUGAACAGACCUGCAGAAAGACCUUGCGGAACUCAGUAAAUUUUGGUGUUAUGUUUAACGGUUUAGAAGAACCAUGUGGUUCUUUUGAUUUGAAGGAUGCAAUGUAUAAAUGUUUUAUGGAUGUUGCGUCCACUAAACCAGCCAGAGAAACAACAAAAGAAGUAAUUGAUACUGGUUAUACGAGCAGAACAUCACAAGUGAGUACGUCAUUUAAAGCUCAAUGCUGUGCAAGAGCAAAGUCGCAACAGUGUCACUACUGGUGUUUAGAAACUAUAUCAAGUACAAACUUGAUGGGAAUGUGGGACAAUUAUCUGUCUUGUAUUCAAGAUCCUAAAGAGGUGGAGUUAUCAACAUGCAUGUCUGACAUAUUAGAGCCUUGUCAAAUUGAUGGAAAGACAGAAAUGAAAUUUUGUACUAACUUUAAUAACAGGCCUUUUGAGUUGUUUCGACGCAAUGACCAGUAUGGAGACAGUGCUGCACAAAAGUUACACAAAUUCUGGUCUGAUGGUGUGGUUAAAGUCCUGCAUUACAACUUGGUCUUCAAAAACAUUAGCACAUGUGAACCGGAAAAAUUUAAGGCAUUGGCUUGUCUUAUUGCUGUGAAGCCAUGUAGUCAUCACAUACCACAAAAACAAGUUUGCAGGUCUGAUUGUGAAUUUUUGUUGGAUAAAUGUUUGGAUAUGAAAGCGACCAGCAUUGGUGUUUUAAUCAGUAAAGUUUGUGCUGCAAUUUUACCAAAUGCUAACCAAACAGAAUGUUUAUCAGUUGGUGAUUAUAUUACAAAACCACCAGAAGUCGCAAAAACAACAAGAGGACAAGUGACACUUCCCUGCAAAAAUAGUCCCUGCAAGAGUGAUGAAGUUUGCAUGGUCAGUAAUGCAUGUGAUAAAAGAUUUGAUCCAACAUGUGAAGACUACAUUUGCGUUAAAGGUUGUCCUGUCAGUAGAAAAAACAAGUUGAUCAUACCCAUUGGUCAAUUCGCGAAGUUAAAUGUUGACGAGGAGGGAAAAGACUGUUAUCAAGUCUGUGAAUGCAAAAUCGAGCUUUCAUCUGAAUACCCUCACACUUAUUUUGGAGAUUGUCGUCAGUUCAGCUGUAACACAAAACAAAAUUGCACUUUAAAGUCCAAAAUUUUUUAUGAUGAAGAUGUAAUCUCUGAUGAUUGCAACACUUGCAUAUGUAAUGACGGAGAAGUUGUGUGUUCUCAAAAAAAUUGUAAAAGUGCAGUGAUGGAAAGUAGAAUUGAGUUACCUUGCAAUUGCACUGAUGUCUACAAUCCAAUAUGUGGAUUAAAUGGAAUGACAUAUCCCAACUCUUGUUUAGCGAAAUGUGCUCUCAUGGACACAGAAAGUUUGGAUGUUGGUGAUUGCCAAGCAGUCGAUCCAUGUGAUCCUCAACCUUGUACACAUGGUCUGACAUGUACACCAAAGAAGCAAGUGUGUUUGUCUCCUUCUUCACACUGUCCACAGUAUACUUGCUCCUUGGAAGCUGUGCGGAGAUAUCAUCUUCCAUCUCCAACAUGCAAAAAAAUCGAAUCUUUGGUUUGCGGUUUUGACGCAGUAACAUACAAAAACAAAUGUCAUGCAGAGAAGGCAGCCACAGGUGUUGAUUAUGAUGGUCCAUGUUUAUCCAAAGAAUAUUCAAAUUUAGCAGAACGAUCUAAUCGUUGUGAAAAGAUUAAAUGUCCGAAAAUGAUAGACACUAAGUGUAAACUUAUUGUUCCCCCAGGAGCUUGCUGUCCUAUAUGUGGUUUUGUAAUUCGAAUGUUAUACAGUCAAAAAGACUUGAUUCGUCACCAAAAUUAUAUCAGUUAUGAACCAAUCACUGUCGUCGAUGUCGUCAAGAUGAUGCGGCAGUUGCUAAGGGUGUCUGAAUGCAACUUGUUCGGCCAUCUUACAGUCGAUGGUGACUUUAUGUUAUUAUUAAAAGUAUCAACACGUCAACCAACACGCGGUCAAAUACACGCUUGUCAUACAGAAGCUGAGCGUUUAAAUAAAUACAUAAACAGUAAAAGUCCUGUCGUGGCUACGAACUAUUACCUUUCAGUUCUGAAAGCUUCGACAUUGCAAAGUGGUCAACAGAAUGCACUCGCAGAACGGUCGACAUCUUCGAGUGAAGCCCUGCGUAAAUGUUUCUGUUCAUGGACCUUUCUCUUUCUAAGUAGCUUUGCCAGUGUCUUUCUGCUCACCUAGCAAUAUUUUUGGUGAAAUUUGCAUUUUGUAGUUUUGUUAUUCUGCAUUUAAAAAGAAAACUGUAUAGAAAAACACUAGAUUAUCCGCUAUGGCGAAGUGUGUCCUUUUAUUUGGCAGAACAUUUUUUCUUUAGAAAAAAGACAUGCUCUCCUCCCGUUGCUCUAUUUUGUGAGGGUAACAUUGGAGAUUUCAUUGUAUAUAUCGCUUUGAUAAUUUAUUACAGUAUAUUUGUAUAUAAAUUUUAUCUAGAAAUGUAAAUAUGUAUUUUCAACAAUAUUUCUAUGUUUUUCUUUGGUAAAAAAUAUAUAUUAAUACUGAAA